AUGGACCCUUUUCCUCCCAGAGAAUCGACUCUUUCGAGGAGAAAAAAGCAACAGCUGUUGCUGCUGAAUGCUGGGGAGAAUGGUGCUCGAACUCCAGGAAAUGCCAGCCCAAUGCGAGUGGGCACCCCAACCAAUACUCCUGAUGAAUCACAAUCCAAGAAGAAGAGAAGGAACAGCCCUUUAAAUCUUCACUUUGCUCCCAUCAAUACGCCCAUGAGCUACAGAUUGCAAACGCUAGGCUUGAUCUGGCACACGAUUUCCAUCCCUUUCUUCAUUUUCUUGUUCCUUUUCACGUUGUAUUUGGGAUGGGUAGUGUGGCUAGUGGUGAUCUUGCCAUAUUUCAUCUGGUGGUACGGAUUCGACUUGCAUACUCCUUCGAAUGGGAAGGCCCAGUACAGGUACAAGGACUGGGUAAGAAAUCUCAUUGUAUGGGAAUGGUUUGUUGGCUACUUCCCUAUCAAAGUCCAUAAAGCUUGUGAAUUGGAACCCACGUUCACCAAUAUUCCCUAUGAGGACAUCGCGGUACAGCCAGACGAUGAAGAGGAUCUUGUUUCUGAAAACUCUCGAACACUCCUUGAUAUUAUAUUCAAGAAAUUGGGCUUAAAGAAGAGAAUAAAUGUGAUUGAUUCUUACUCUCCUCCACCAUCCACACCGGGCACUGAUUCUCCCUCGCCGUCCGAUGCUACAAGUGCUUCUUCUUCAGCUAAUGUGACUCCGUCCACGUCCGUGAGGAAAUACAGAAAGGUUUCAACAGGACCAAGAUAUAUAUUUGGUUACCACCCUCAUGGGGUUAUUUCGAUGGGUGCUAUGGGUACUUUUGCAACAAAUGCCAUCAGAAACGAACCGUUUGAACCGCCAGUGAAAUUCCUUAAACCAUUCUUCCAUGACCCAACUGGAAAGCACAGGCUAUUGCCUAAUAUAGAAAAGAUCUUCCCUUUGACUUUGAGUACCCAAUUCACGUUACCUUUCUAUAGGGACUAUCUUUUGAGCUUGGGAUUGACCAGUGCUGCUGCUAAGAAUAUUAAAUCGUUGAUUAAUAAUGGGGACAACUCUGUAGUGAUUGUUGUAGGUGGGGCACAGGAGUCAUUGUUGAAUGACGUCGUAGCUUCAACUCACUCUGUCGGUAAUGGGUACUCUCCAAAUCAUGACGAGAUAGAGAAUAAAGGAGAAGAGGAUGAAGAGGAUCAAAAGGGUGAAAAGGAAGAAAAGGAUGAAAAGGAAAUAGAGAAUGAAAAGGAUGAAAAGGACGAAAAGGACGAAAAAGAUGACAAGGAUGCAAAGGAUGAAUCGAAGAAGAAGAUAUACAAAAAGGGCAGUAAGAAGGAGAAGGAAGUUCGGGAAAUCCGUCUUGUUUUAAACAAAAGAAAGGGAUUUGUGAAAAUCGCCAUAGAGUUGGGAAAUGUCAGCUUGGUCCCCAUUUUUGCAUUUGGUGAAGCAGACAUAUACAAUGUCAACAUCCCAGAAAAAGGGACUUGGGGGGAUAUAUUCCAAACUUGGAUGAAGAAAGUUUUUAGUUUCACAGUACCCUUUUUCAGUGCUAGGGGAGUAUUCAUAUAUGACUUUGGUUUCUUGCCCUACAGGCACCCAAUAAACUUAUGCAUGGGUAGGCCAAUCAACAUACCGGCUGGGGCUCUACAGGAGUAUAAGUUAAAACAUCCAGACUGGGAUGCAGAUUCUACCACAAUUGUACCAGAAGCAUCAUUAGCUUCCAAGAAGAGCACUUCUUCUAGAAGCAAUUCAUUUUCUAACCUAUUCAAAUUAAACCAGAAGACUCCUCCAGUGAAAAAGACUCCAAAGAAGAUAAUCCCACCUGAAAUUUUGGACCAUUACCACAAAUUGUAUGUGGAUGAAUUGAAAAGAGUGUAUGAAGAGAAUAAGGACAAGUUUGGGUAUGGCGAUGUCAAGCUAAAUAUCGUGGAAUAG
Messenger RNA from Dujonia railenensis, 1923 nucleotides. The record is from the annotation of a GenBank genome assembly. Lineage: Eukaryota; Fungi; Ascomycota; Pichiomycetes; Serinales; Debaryomycetaceae.